Messenger RNA from Leptopilina heterotoma, 2821 nucleotides. RefSeq lists its product as uncharacterized. The record is from RefSeq and is a predicted model, not a curated record. The transcript has 3 exons. Lineage: Eukaryota; Metazoa; Arthropoda; Insecta; Hymenoptera; Figitidae. Bases 148 to 2301 code for a protein of 717 amino acids.
AGAGGGCUAAAAGUCAGGUGGAUAAAGUGGAUUUAGCAUUUUUCCAAGAAACUUCGCAAAAAUCAGAAAAGCGAUCAAAUGAUCUAAUAUUUUAAUAAAAGAAGAAUUAUUUCUGUGUUUAUAGAUGUAAAUAAAAAGAGUGAAAAUAUGGCUAAACGUUUGAGAGAACUCAGAAUUGCGUCAACCGAGAGCGAUUCUGAUCACUCGACAUUGAACAAAGCAUUCCAGAAUUCAACAAAUAGCAGUAUUAGUUAUAUGGAUAAUACAUGUUUCAAAAGUGCAGAGGCAACGUACGGAACGUCUGUUGAUGAAAAUAAUCUUCGACGAUUAAUUGAAAAUGAUACAUUUUUAAGAAACAUCUCUAAAAAUGAUUCAUUCCCAAUAAAUUACAGAGCACCGUCACUUAUUCUCGCAUCAGGAAGUUCACAAGGAUCGGCAAAAACAAAAUUAAUAGAAUCAAUGGAUUCAGAAAUUGAAGAAGGUGCAAUGGAUUCAGAUCUAUCAUUUUAUUCACCGAACCAAACAACGAGACACAUUAAUAACACCGGACCAUCAAUUUUAAAUAAAAGACUUCCAUCUGACGAUGAAGAAUUUAUCGAUUGCGAAACUAGUUUCAAUAUUCCAACACCACAAACACAUCCAUUAAUGACAGAUUCAAUAUUAAGUACAAAAUAUAAAGAAUUACCCAAUUAUCUAUCGCCGAGGAAACGUUUAGAAAAUAAUAAUACAAUUUUUAAACCAAUUGCCUCGAAUAAUCAUCAUCAUCCCGAUGAAGAUUCCUACGAUGAUUUUCCAUCUGAAAUUCAACAAUUAACGACAAUUUUAGAAGAAUCAUAUCAAACAGUAAGUAAAAAUCAAUCAGCAAGAAUAUCGGGUGUUAAAUUACUUUCAAUUGUCGAUGAUUUAAAGAAAGGACCACUAUCAAAUUUACCGGAGAAUAAAAAAUUCAACGAUACCGUUAAACAUUUUGCUGAUAUUUUAAAUAGAAAUUCAAAGGAAAUAACUGUCGAUCAAUUAACUUAUAUUAUUCAUUAUUCAUUGAAGACUAUUUAUAAUUAUUCGGAUCGUGCGAGCGAUGGUGAGAGUCUUCAUAGUUCUGGCGAUAUAUCGAAAACACAUGAAUUAAAUUGUGAUAAUAGUGGCACGGAAUUGGAUUCAAUUAUCAAUGAAUUGAGACACAUGUAUCCAAAGGAAAAACAAAUAGAAAAUGAAUCACCGCCCGAGUGGCCAAUGUCAGAAAAAUCCCUAGCACCAUCAACAGUGGAAAAAUCGAUUUUAUUCACAAAAACAAAACAAGCGAGUGGUAGAAAAAAGGAAUAUUUCCCCUCAACAACAUCUUUGGGAAAUAAGGAAAAUUUCAAUUCAAUGAAAUCUAGUCAUGAAAUGGGGAAUAAUUCACCUUCGAAGAAGCGCGUUUGUUUCGCCACAAAAGAGCAGACGUCGAAAAUAAAUCGUUAUUCGUCAAAUAAGGGAGGAAAGAAGAAGUUUGUGACAACACCGCAUUAUAAAAAAAAUAAACUUUCAGAAACUGAAGAUGAAGAAGAGAAAUUUAGUUCAACCACUGCGAGUGAGAAUUCGUUUAAUGUUUUAGAACGAAUGUUGAAUAAUCUUGAGGACGCCGACAAUAGACGAUCAAGAUUAAGAAGAAGUAUAUCGUUGACUAAUAUUACAACAGUAAAAUUGGCAGCUUGUGAAAAUGGUGCAACUAUUCCUAAGGAUAGCCGUCGUAAGGAUUGUCAGGGAAAUGAGAGAGCUUCAAGGCAUAAUAGUGUAAGAUUUCAAAUACAGGAGCCGGUGAAGAAAUACAGAAAACGUAGAAGCAAAUCAUUGGAACGUUCUCCGGAUUAUUCUGUCCACGUCAAUAAUUUUGUUUCAAGAGAUGAUAAUUUACCGUCGACAUCGGGUGUAAGGAAAAAAUUGACAUUUAACAAAACGGUGGAUGAAGUUCCAAAAAUUGUCAUUACUUCCGAGAGUGGUGCCGUUUUUAGAUCGCCAAUUGUCAAAAGAAAUCCAUUAAAAACUGUUACUUCAAAUUGUUUACCGCACACAUCGCCUCGAAAUCGUCGAAAAUCAUCGGGAAUUGAUAAUAGUCACAUUCCCGCUGUUUCGAAGUUGAGGCAGAUUUUUUCACCCGUAAAAGGAAAAGUGUCGACAGUCUCAUCGAAAAUACAUCGAACACCAUUGCAGAGAAAGACUCCAGAAAAGAGUUUAAAUGAAUCAAGAACUCAGUCAUCGACAAAUUGUUAUAGACUUCUGUCGAAUUCACAAAAUUCGUCCCAAAGGAAACCAUGGAAGCCAUGAAAUAACGUAAGAGGGGUGAGAGAGAUCUAAUUGGUUAAAAUUUGUUUUUCUAAAAAAUAUAUAUAUAUUUAAUGAAAUAUUCUAAAGUUUAUAUGUAAAUUAAUUAUACAAAUUUAAGGGGUUAAAAGAGACUUUUUAAAGAAAGGAAAAAAUUAAUUUUUAUAUAAACACAGAGGGCAACUAACAUUUUUAUAUUAGACAUUGUGUAAUAUUAAAAUAGCUUAAAAUUUUGUUAUUGCACUUUAAAAAAAAAAAUAUUGCAAGAGUUUAAAGUGCAAGUUUUUACUGCUGUUUUUUUUUAAAAAAAGAAAACUAUGUCGAUACUAGAGUGUAAGAUAAAAGUAUAAAAAAAAACGUUUGUAUCAACAUUCCGUCAAGUAUUUUUAUAUUAUAGAUUUCUACUUUGUUGUAAAAAAAAAAAAAUAUUUAACUGUAAAAUGUCAUAUUUUUAGGGCCAAAUGAUUUUGACUCUGGAAUUAAUUUUUAUAAAUCAAAAUACAUCUUUUAUUUAAAAAAGUAA